This is a messenger RNA of Carica papaya (papaya), 2017 nucleotides long. The record is from RefSeq and is a predicted model, not a curated record. Lineage: Eukaryota; Viridiplantae; Streptophyta; Magnoliopsida; Brassicales; Caricaceae.
GCCAUAAAUUCCGCGCGAAAAUGCUCAUCCUCCAUUUAAAUCUCAACACAAUUGAAAAAAACACUGAAUUUGUUCCCUUCCGAUCGAAGUUUUGACAGAGCGCUCACCGUCAUAAUGGGUGGAAAAUGCACAAAUUGACUUUUCAAAACCUCGAAAUCUGUUCUCCUCUUCGCAUUAUUAAACUCCAUGGGCGUUCCUGGAAUCUCGCUCUCACUUGGAGCUGCUAUUCUCCUUCAAAUGAGGCCACAGCGUCUCUCUAUCUCUCUCUCUCUCUCCUUACAGCUUCCAUAGAAUCCACGCGUCUCUCUUCUUUAUCUCUCUCUUUCUUCUCGCUUCUUGUUCAGGUUUCCUGUUUCGCUUUGCGUGUGCUCCGAAAAGGUUUGUGGUUUCAAAAUUUAUCGUUCUCUGUAUGAUUCCUUCUGCAGGCUGAUGCUUUUUGGUUUUGCUAACGGCGCGCAUUAUGGAUCGAGUUUUCUUAAUCGGUCGAGUAUCUGGUGCAUUUAUAUAUAUGUAUAUAUAUAUACAUUUUUAUGUUAGUUCCUGCUGCAGUGGAGGGAUUUGCUGAACUUCUCUGAUCAGUUGAAAAGUAGAAAGCGAAUAUCCUCUGUGGAAAUAUAAGCUUUACGUCGUUGGAACUCGUUUUGGUUGGCAGGCUUGUGAUGUCUGAUUUUAAGUUAAAUUCAAUUAUUUCCCAAGACCCCAAGGAACCUGCAGAUUUGAGCUUUUUGGGUGAUGAAAGGGACAAUGCGGUUUACAAAAUUCUUGAUCAUAUUCGCAAUCAAAACAAUGGCUUCAUAAGCAACAUUUCAAAAAAUGUUGAGCGUAGAGGUUUGAGCGACAGGUUUUUCAGACAAAAUCCAGCAGCUUCUCUUCUUGCUGGCCGAGAUGAAAAGCGGGAGCAUAGAUCAGGUCUAUCAGGAAGAAGAUCUGGAGCAUUUUUGUCUGGGGCGGCUUACUGUGUCUCUUCUUGCAGCAUGAUACUAUCCACCUGCUUUUUUUAUAUUUUUUAUGCAUUUUUCUUUUUCAGUUUGAAGUACAUAAAUAUUGCAAUGGUGACCAUUCUGAAGAAUAUGACGAAUAUUUUAACAGCACUUGGAGAAAUAUAUAUGUUCCAGAAACGUCAGAACCAGAAAGUUUGGACUGCCAUGUUUAUGAUGAUUAUCUCUGCUAUCAGUGGUGGUGCCACAGAUCUAUCUUUUGAUGCAACAGGUUAUGCAUGGCAGAUUACAAAUUGUGUUUUGACAGCACUUUACUCGCUCACUCUUCGGAAAGUUAUGGACAAAGCAAAGCAAUUAACAAAAUCAGGAUCUCUCAAUGAAAUAUCAAUGGUGUUACUGAAUAAUUUGUUGUCUCUACCUCUUGCCAUCUUCUUGAUUCUCUUAUUCGGUGAAUUAGAUUAUGUAAUUAGUUUGGAAGUAAUCAGAUUGCCAAUGUUUUGGAUAGUAGCAACAGCAAGUGGACUGCUUGGGCUUGCUAUUAGCUUUACUUCUAUGUGGUUUUUGCAUCAGACAGGCCCCACCACAUACAGUCUGGUAGGUUCCUUAAACAAGGUUCCCAUCUCCAUUGCCGGUCUCGUGUUGUUCAAGGUUCCGCUCAGUCUGCCAAACAUGUUCAGCAUACUCUUUGGUCUGUUAGCUGGAAUGCUCUUUGCCAGAGCUAAAAUGUGAUAAUGGAUGCAAUGUUGGUGAAUGGAAUACUCUUGUUCACAUCAAAUUUGAACAGCAGUCUGCCCCUUUUGAUAAGUUCAUUUCCCUUUCCUAGAAAACAAAUUUGAUUGAUCAGAUUAUAUACAUACAUAUAUAUACGUGUUGAUGUCACUGCAGAUUGAUUACACUUGGUCGUUAUUUUUCCAUUAAGAAAAAGAGGAGAAGUGGAAAAUACAGGGGAAUUAAGUAUACUUAUCUUGUCCAGCCUUACUUAUAAUUUUCUUUUUAUCAUUUUGUAAUCAGACUGUAGAUUUAUAAUUCCAAAAGUUUGAUGCUAUUAGAGAUGACGAGACAGUUUAUGGCGGUGUAAA